Molecule: messenger RNA, 3306 nt
Organism: Eucalyptus grandis
Lineage: Eukaryota; Viridiplantae; Streptophyta; Magnoliopsida; Myrtales; Myrtaceae
Exons: 5
Coding region: 1-3306 (1101 amino acids)
Molecular function (GO): nucleic acid binding; RNA-DNA hybrid ribonuclease activity
Source: RefSeq, a predicted model, not a curated record
AUGAGGCUGGAGCAGGCAUUGGGGCUGCGGAUGAGCUUGCGCCACACCAUGAUGAGGACGAGGCAGGUCAUGACGCUUGCUGGAGGCAUCUGCUUCCCGCCCUUCCCGCCACUGCAGGCUCCGCCGCCCCACGGCCUUCGGGGAUUGGGCAAUUCCCUGACAGUUCACGCGCUUAAGGCCAUGCCGGCCAAGGAAAAGCCCAAUCUGGUAUUUUUAAUGGAGACGAAGAAUAGUGCAGUGAAGCUGACUGAUAUUCAGCGUAGAUUACACUUUACUAACGCUUAUGUUAUCAACCCUGUUGGUCUGGCGGGAGGUUUGGCGGUCCUUUGGAAUGAUCAGGUUCUCAAUGAUUGUGCUUUAAUGGAAUUGGAAAGUAAAGGGUGUCGGUUCACGUGGAUGAAUAACAGAGAGGGUGAUGAACUGGUUUUGAAAGCUAUGACAUCCACCUAUUUUGCUGAGUUAUACACCACGGUGGGUUACCGAGAUUACGGACCUGUUUUGGCUCAAUGUCCGCAGGUGGUAACUGCGGAAAUGAAUGCAAAGCUGUUGGAAUCAAUAUCCUUGGAGGAGGUUCGACAAGCUACAUUUCAGUUGGGCACUAAUAAGGCUCCUGGCCCUGAUGGCUUUAAUGGUUUGUUUUAUCAGACUCACUGGGAGGUCAUCAAAUCAGAUCUUCAUCUUCUAGUACAGAAUUUUUUCGGAUCAGGCCGGUUGCCUACAAAUCUAAACCAGACAGUUAUCGCUUUGAUCCCUAAGACGCCUCACCCAGAAAGCCUAGAUCAAUAUAGGCCGAUUAGCCUAUGCAACUUUGCUUAUAAGAUCAUUUCCAAGGUACUUGCUAAUCGCCUUAAACCUUGGCUACCUAAUCUGAUUUCCAUGGAACAGUCGGCUUUUAUGAAUGGACGACAGAUUCAAGACAAUAUUCUCGUCGUUCAAGAAGUUAUUCAUCAGUUCAAGACCCGAAAGCGAACGAGUAAAUUUCAUGCGAUCCUCAAGACUGAUAUGAAAAAGGCUUAUGAUAGAGUAGAAUGGGAUUUCCUGAAUGCCUAUCUUCUCAGAUUGGGUUUCCAUCCAAGAUGGGUGCACUUGAUCCUCCAAUGCAUCACUACCACAUCUUAUAGUGUCCGCUUUAAUGGUGAACUACUUCCUUUUUUCCAUCCAACUCGUGGCCUCAGACAAGGUGACCCUCUUUCGCCAUACAUCUUUAUCUUAUUGGCAAAUGUUUUCUCUACUAUGAUUUCUCAAGCUGUUGAUAUGGGUCAAUUAAAAGGAAUUAAAUUAAAUCGAUGGUGCCCUACAUUGUCCCAUUUAUUUUUUGCGGAUGAUGCCAUGUUUUUCCUUGAUGCUAAUAUUAUGGAAUGCCAGAACUUGGCCAAUAUCUUAAAUCAGUAUUGUAUGGCCACGGGACAAGCUUUGAACCGAAACAAAUCAGGAAUUAUUUUCAGCAAGAAUUGUCCUUUCGGCUUACAGGAAAAUCUGGCGUCUGAAUUUAGAGUUCCGGUGCUACAAAACUAUGGGAAAUACUUGGGAAUACCGUCUGAUUGGGGCCGAUCUAAAAAGGAAAUGUUCUCUUGGCUGUUGGGGAGAGUACAAGCAAAGUUGGAAGGAUGGAAAGAAAAGUUUAUUUCGAAAGGGGGCAAGGAAAUUCUCAUUAAAUCUGUCAUCCAGGCAAUUCCUCACUAUGCUAUGUCGAUUUUCAAACUUCCAUUGUCUCUUUGUAAAACUAUUGAGAAGAGCAUUGCUCGUUUCUGGUGGAAAAAUGAUCAAAAUAAAGCAGGGAUACAUUGGAAGCGAUGGGAAAUUUUAAGGAAGAGUAAGAACGAGGGCGGUCUAGGAUUUCGUGAUUUGGUAGAAUUUAACAAAGCCAUGCUCGGUAAGCAAGCAUGGAGAUUACUACAGCAGCCACAAGCUUUAUGGAGUAAAAUUUUUAAGGGUCUGUACUACCACUCUACGGAUUUCCAAUCGGCAAAUCGAGGUUCUCGACCAUCUUGGGGAUGGCAGAGUCUUCUAGUUGGUAGGGAUGCUAUUAUUCCUCAUGUUAGAUGGUCAGUGGGUGAUGGAAGGCAAAUUCGCAUUAGGGAAGAUUGCUGGUUACCAAGAGGAGUCAUAGGUGGACCUGCGGCUAGAGAAGAACCCCAACUGGUGGCUGAUCUUAUUGAUCCCAUCCACAACAGCUGGAAUACCUCUCUUCUCACUAGCUUCUUAGAUGAUCAGAUUGUGGCAGAGGUUCUAACCAUUCCAGUUAGACCAACUUUAGUUGAUGAUCAACUAGUCUGGACAGCCAACAAGGAUGGCCGCCAUACAGUCAAAAGCAAUUACCAUGCUCUGAAUUCUGUGAACAGAACUCCAAACAACAGCACAGCAUCAACAUCAUAUCGACAUCCUAUGAUACUGUGGAAAAAAAUCUGGACAAUGCGUACAGUCCCAAAACUACGAAUAUUUCUUUGGUCUGUUUGCCAAAAUGCGAUUGCUUCUAAGGACAACUUAUACAGGAGGCAUAUCAGUUCAGAACCUUUCUGUCAGAUUAAUAUAGAUAUCCAGCUUAGUUCGGUCACUCGCAUAGAAGUUUGGUUGACAGAAAAAGCUGAAUCACCUAAUAACUCACCUGCUCUGGAGCUCAUCGCCAAUGUCCUCUGGCAAAUCUGGCGAAUGAGGAACAGUUUUAUAUUCAGGGGCGAUCGACCGAAUCCCUCUUUAGCAGCAGAGAAUGCACUCUCACAGACACGACUUUACGAGGUUUCCCUAUCAUCCUCUUCAUCUCGAUCUACAGGAAAGAAGCAACACAGUCAGAUCUGGCAUCCACCGCCACCAGGCACUUUGAAAUGUAAUAUCGACGCUUCUUUUCAGCCAGGGAGUACACAUGGAUCAAUGGCUUCGAUCUGCAGAGAUCAAUAUGGUCGCCUUACUGAUGUUUAUACAGCACAAUUUCCAGCAACAUCAGCCUUGAUCGCGGAAUUUCAGGCUCUCACGUUCGCAGUCCGCCAUCUGCUGCACCAAGGGCUUCAUCAAGCUCCAAUUAUGCUUGAAUCAGAUUGUAGUACAGUUGUUGCUGCUGUUACAGGAGAAGAACUGCCGCCAUGGGAGGCUCGCGUUUUGCUCGCGGAAGCCACCGAUUCCCUUUCCAUCUUCCCAAACCUAGUUGUUCGGUUCUGCAAGCGAGAAGGAAAUGCUGUGGCUGACUGGGCCGCUAAGGCCCAGCUUUUCAAUUUUUCGGCCCAGGAUUGGAACAUAUAUCCACCUUACCUGUUGCUAGACCUUGUAUAUGCCGACGCUCUAGCGUCCGGUUGUAAGCUUUCCAAGUUUUAA